Debaryomyces hansenii CBS767 is the source of this 2214-nucleotide messenger RNA. It is a transcript of the gene SEC1, whose product is annotated as Sec1p. Gene Ontology annotation, cellular component: plasma membrane; secretory granule. The record is from RefSeq and is a predicted model, not a curated record. Gene Ontology annotation, molecular function: syntaxin binding. Gene Ontology annotation, biological process: intracellular protein transport; vesicle-mediated transport. Lineage: Eukaryota; Fungi; Ascomycota; Pichiomycetes; Serinales; Debaryomycetaceae. Bases 1 to 2214 code for a protein of 737 amino acids. The transcript has a single exon.
AUGUCACAUAGGAACACAGAUCCGUGUUCGUUGAUAAAUUUGCAGAGACAAUAUAUUUUGGAUCAAAUUAAAGGUAUCCAAGCGCAAGGUACGCUAUAUGCAUUAAUCAUUGAUGAUAGAACUGAAUCGCUCUUGAACCAGGUAAUAUCGAAAGAUAGCGUAUUACGAGUUGUCACCUCCAUAGAGAAGUUGGAUACGAAACGUCGACAACAAUCGUUUAUUGAGGCAAUUUAUUUUGUUGAAUUGACACCCUAUACCAUUAAAUGUAUGAUAGCAGAUGUCGAGACCAAUAGGUACAAGAAAGGACAUGGAUUAUUCUUGCCUUUGGUUCAGGGAGAAAUGGAAGUAUCACAUUUGUAUAACUCACCAAAAUUCAUGAAUAAUCCGAAGGUGUUGAAUUAUUUCAAUAAUGGGGAAAGUGUUAACUUUAUUAAUUCUAGCUUUCACCCGAUUGAGAGUAGAGUUUUUCUUGCCGACGAUAAGACGCCCAACUCUAUGCCAAUAUAUUACAACGAAAACUGUGCUGAAUUGGUGUUGCCACAAAUCAGAAUUGCAGCAAAAUCUUUGGUUAAUUUGAUGGUUUUAACAGGUGAAUACCCGUUGAUAAGGUUUUAUUCACCACAGAAUCCUACUCAUAAAGCAUCUAGACUUCCUGAAUUGCUUGCGGAUGAAUUUCAGAGACAGAUUGAUAAUUACGCUCGGUUAAAUCAUGAUUAUCCGCCACCAUCUAUUCAAGAUAAACCAAGAUCGAUCUUAUUGAUUACGGAUCGUACGUUGGACUUGUUUGCUCCAUUAUUACAUGAAUUUAGUUACCAAGCGAUGGCAAUGGAUAUCGUACAUAGUCUAGAGCGUGAUGGUGUUUAUUGUUUCAAAUCUGAGAAUGAGAAAGGUGAGGUGAAGGAAGUCAAAGCAACUCUAGAAAAUGAAAAUGACGAAGACUGGGUUAGUUUAAGGCAUUUGCAUAUUAUCGAAAGUUCUGAACUUAUUAUGAACAAAAUUAACGAAUUGAUUAAAAAGAACCCUUUGAUGGUCGACAGAACCAAGGCGACUACUUCAAGUGAUUUGAUGUUUAUUGUUGCACACUUAAAAGGGUUUGACGAAGAAAGAAAACAAAUUACAUUGCAUAAAAACUUGAUUGAUGAAUGCCUUGAUAUUAAUGCUAAUCGUAAAUUGGCUGAAUUUGCUGCAGAUUUCGAGCAGAAUUGUACUGCUGGGGGAACUAGUUUCGAAGGGGUCAAGAAUAAGCAACUUGCAAAUGAUUUGAUUGAUUUAUUAGCUAGAGAUGAUUUGCAUGUAAAUGAUAAAAUGAGACUAGUUUUAAUUUACGGAUUAUACAGAGGAGGUUUGAUCGAUGCAGAUUUUGUUAAGCUAGUGAAAUUUAUAGGUGUUAGAGAUCGCCAAAUUAUUUCUCUUAUAUCACGUUGUUUCACCAAUUUGCAUAAACUAGGCUUUCCGGUCAUUAAAUCGAGCGUUAAAGAUAAACCUUUGAAAAAGGAACUGUUUCAUACGAUUAAUAAUGAAGGAACUUAUAACACUUCGAGGUUUGACCCAGGAUUGAAAGCUGUCUUACAGAAGGCAACAAAAUACCAGUUAGACGAAGAAUGGUUUCCGUAUUUCCGUGAUAAACCCUUAGAAGAUGAUAUGCCGGCUUCUGCUACUAGCUCUAAUAACAGUAAUCAAAAUGGAACUACGAAUAGUUCCUUAAGAAACCCAAGAAUCAAGGCUUCGUGGGCACAGACAUCUAAUAAGGUUUCUCUGAAUAUUAAUUCUGUUAACAGACCAAAGCAAAGGAUAUUUUGCUAUGUUGCAGGUGGAGUAACCUAUUCUGAAAUGAGAUCUAUCUAUGAAUUGUCUAAUGCUACGAACAAAGAUUUCUACUUAGGAUCCGAAUCCAUUUUAAAGCCAAGAGAUUUCUUGAUUGGUUUACAGAGCAUCGAUACAGUAAAACUGAUAAAUGAUCUCAAUUUGAACUUAUACAAUGAAAUGACAUCAUCUAAAGAGGUUCCAAUAGAGUUGUUCGAAACAAACCAACCAAAGAUUCCCCAGCCAGCUGCUUCCAGUGAUCUUACAGGCAUUAAUACUGGUCCACAAACCCCACUGCAUUACCAAAAGAGAAUGAGUGGAAGUGAAACCUCAAGUCCAUCUGCCAUACCUUCGGAGAAUAAACAAACAAAGGAUAAGAAAAGAAGCAAGUUGAAGAAGUUAUUUAGAUAG